Molecule: messenger RNA, 4683 nt
Organism: Pangasianodon hypophthalmus (striped catfish)
Lineage: Eukaryota; Metazoa; Chordata; Actinopteri; Siluriformes; Pangasiidae
Gene: dhrs9
Product: dehydrogenase/reductase (SDR family) member 9
Exons: 5
Coding region: 356-1312 (318 amino acids)
Molecular function (GO): oxidoreductase activity
Source: RefSeq, a predicted model, not a curated record
ACCCGCCAGAUUGGCUAGUGAUUUGACAACUUUACCCCCCACAGCUGAUUUUUCUGUGUUAAUUUCAAACCCUGUAUAUAUAUUACAUUACAUUACACUCAUGAUGAAUUCUAGGCACGCGAGCAGGCUCGUAGUUCACUUAAGAAAACCGACUCAAAGAAUCGACUCAUUCGCAAACAACUCUAUAGAGCCGUCUGAUGGAUCAGGUCAGUCGCAAAAGAGCCCACAGGAAGGUGAAGAGAAGUGAGUGAACAUUGCUGCAAAUCGUAAACAGAUCGUGGGGAAACAGCUCGUUUAAAUAAGGACACGGUGGAACGGAGGCAAGUUCAUCUGUAAAGCUCUCCCUGCAAUUAAAAUGUUUCUAUAUAUCUUAGGGCUGAUGGCCUUAUUCUAUGUCUACCAGUGGUUUAGAGAGCUGAAGCAAGUGCCAAACAAAUCAGAGAAAUAUGUCUAUAUUACGGGGUGUGACACAGGCUUUGGAAACCUUCUGGCCAAACAUCUGGACAAAGAUGGUUUCUGUGUUAUUGCUGGCUGCUACACAGAGAAAGGAGAAGUUGAGCUGAAGAAGGCCUGCUCAGCCAGACUCUCUACUGUUCAAUUAAAUGUUACUGAUAAUGAUAGCAUCAAGAAGGCUGCAGGCAUCAUUAAAACCCUGGUGGGAGACAAAGGUCUCUGGGCUGUUGUAAACAAUGCAGGAAUAUCUCAGCCAUCAGGGCCCAUUGACUGGAUGGUUAUUGAUGACUUUAAAAACAUGAUCAAUGUGAACCUAUUAGGGGUCAUUGCUGUGGCUAUGAGUGUGUUACCCUUCAUUAAGAAAGCUAAGGGCCGUGUUGUCAAUAUCUCCAGUGUGCUUGGAAGAAUAACUUUAUCUUCAGGACCAUACUGUGUCUCAAAAUAUGGAGUGGAGGCUUUCAAUGACUGCCUGAGGUUGAACAUGAUACCAUUUGGAGUUAAGGUAGUGUGCAUUGAACCAGGAUUCUUCAAAACAAGCAUGUCAAACACUAGUGUUUUACAGGACAGCUUUCAGAAAUUAUGGGACAGACUGCCACAAGAUGUCAGGGAUGACUAUGGAAGUGACUACAUUGAUCAAGUGAAAGUAAAGCUGUCGGAGGAGAUGGAGAAGAAGGUGGAUGGAGAUCUGAUGAAAGCGGUGAGCUGUAUGGCACAUGCUGUCUCUGCUGUCCAUCCUCGCACCCGCUACUCUGCCGGCUGGGACGCAAAAUUCUUCUGGCUGCCUCUGUCCUACAUGCCAUCCUUUAUCUCUGAUGCCAUACUAUUAAAACACAGUAUCAAACCUAAGGCUUUCAUUUAAUAUGCCACAUAAGUCUUGUACAGAGAUUGUAUUCCUUUUCUAAUGUCACAAGACGUUAAUCACUAAAAUCUACAAAAUAAUCAAAUGUAAUAUUACAUGUCAGUAAUUCUAAUACUUAUUAGUAAUAAAUAAUUAGGAUAGUUUGGUUCGAGAGUGAGACGGCGCCUGAGGGGCAGAGCAGCAAGAACAUAAACUGACUGGAUGAAAAAAUUUGUAAAAAUUAUUCUUUCCUGUUAACGGGUUGUUGGUAAUUAUUGAUUGUAUCUACUAACUUACAGUAUACAUACAGUAAUGAGACCAUGUAAUCAAUUAUUUUAUACAAAUACCAUUGUCAUAUGACUCGGAAUGACAUGUAAACAUGACUGUUUAUAGAAUCACAGUUGCACAUGUAACUAGCAUUUUUCACCCCUUCAAAAUGUUCCAUUGACUAGUGAGAGCACCUGUGGCCUCGGUGGCAGGAGAUUGAUUGAGGAAUUGCUGCAAUGUGGGCAGAAUCAGUAUUAGAGGUGGGAAUAGAGUAGCCUGUGAGGCCAGUUAUGGGCAAUUGUCAUCUGCUCUAGAGGACUGUCCAGCUCCAUCAGAUUGAACCACAUUGAUGUGUUCUACUCUCACACUGGGGCUCCACAUGCCUACUGUGCCUCUUGGGCAUCACUCUGCUCCUAGAACUUGAAGUAGGCAUCCAUGGGGACUAUCUCUCUCCAAAGUGACACCUUUUCAUGAGACAAGCCUUGUUCUCCAGUGAGUUACAGCUGAAGACCCACCUGCUGAGAUGUGGACAUGUCUCUGUCUCUGGCGUUUAGUGUUUGGUUGCACCCUUAGUUAUUUGUGGCAGCAGUUAACAGUUCUAGCACAGAAUAUAUCAACCUGGUCAAAUGUGAUUGGUGAAUGCUAUAAUUGUCUGUCACACAUUAGGUUGACAUUGAGCAUUCUCAAGUAUUCAAGCUUCCUGCCGAUGUGGCAGGUGUCACAGAGGGCUGUAAUAUGCCUGAGGACAGUGGUCUUGUCUCCGAUUGUCUACUCCUUGAUGGGAGCCAGUCAUCUAAAUACUGCGUAUCUGGCCAUCAGAGGCAACAGGGCUGCCUGUAUGCAUCUUGAAAAUACUGUGGUGCUAGAAAUUGCCUGAAGGGUAGGACAUGAAUGAAUCAGAAUGCCUGUUCUUGUCAAGCAAACCUAAAAAAGCAUUUCUAUUCUAUAUAAAUAUGCAUUGCCCAGGUCCACUGACAUGAAACUGAGGUGAUGUUUUGUGGCUACCCAGCAUGAAUAACAUGAUAGCUUUAAUAUACAGAACAAGAAGGAUUUUAGGAGCUAGUUCCCUCUCAUAUCUAGAAUACAAGAGGCAACAAACUUCUUAGAACAAGGCACUGAGUCCCAGUGUGUGGGAGUGCUGUUUACAAAUGGGGUGGGGCACUCUAGUGCCUGUUAGGGACCUGAGAGCAUGACUCUUGCAAUGAACAAUGAGCCGAGGGGGAAAAUCGCAAAUAUGUAUGAGAAAUGAUAUCAAGAUACUAAAGGAUGAUUUUAAGUGUCAUUGAGCAAGAAGGUAAUGGCCUAAAACAAUAAGAAUAUGUAUCCCAAAUUCCCACAUAUAUAGAAUAUGAUAUAAAUAUUUCCUUAACAUGUUGAUAGUAAUUAGCUUGAGGAUUUCAAAAAUGUACAACGUGUUGGGGUAUUUUGUUUUAUUAACGGCAAGAAAGAGGUUGAAUUUCAAAAAAAAGAUUCUAAAUUUAUCUGAAUUCAGAAAUUCUGAAUGAUUUCUUAUGGUCGCAGACUUGUAUUUGACAUUUCCCCUAGACUACAGCAUGUUUCAUACAGAAUGAUCCUGCUUUAGCACUUAAUGGGUAUUCUGAUUCUGUGGCUGAUUUUUCUCAAGCUCAGCAACAGGUCUUGAUCACUAGCGUGGUUGCAGCAAAGAAGAUUAUUCUUAAUUGGAAAUGAAUUUAAAAUCAGCACUGUUUUGUUUUAAAAGAUGUUUGUCUAGGCUGACAUGUAGUGCAGAUAGAAAGACUGAGACGUUUUGUAAUGAAGGCACAGUGGCAUUUCUGCUCAUUUUUUUUGGGCGGGGGGUGGGGAGUGUGGUUAUUCUUCUUGUGUUUGUGUUUAUAAAAUAUCAAAAAAAGGCAUUUCAGAUAUUUCUAUAAGUCUGAUGGUUUGAUUUCAGUUUGUAUCCAUACACCUUUCCUGGAGCAUUCCCUCUGAAUGUAGAUUUUUAAGACAAAUAUUUGAUUGCAGUAGCCUAUUCUGGAUGAGUUAUAUGUACAGGAAUUGUAUGGAAGAUUGAAUAAAUUUUAGGGAAGCUGGAAAACUGUGACAAAGAAUUUUUUGUUUUGUUUUUUUAGAAUAAAAAAAAAAUUAGAACAAAAGCUGUAUUGAGAAAGAAGUAAUUGCAGAAAUAGUAGGCAUAAUGCUGAUAACUAUUAUGGCAUUAUAAAAUUGAAGUGAAAUUAUAUUUGCAAUUAGCAAUACAAAUAUAGAGGAAAUAUAUAAACAUUUUUAUGUGGUAUUAUCAGUUCCUGACAUGUGACCUGGUAAGAGAGCAGGGGAUAAUGGGAAUAUAUAUUCUAGGUUCUAGUAUUAUAUGGGUUUUAUUUUUACAGAUAUUUUGGGGAUAUUUGAUAUGAAUACAUAUGACAUACAUAUGAAUACAUGAUAUAUGAAAAUUGCAAUGAUCUAUAUUAAAAUCUUUAACUAGCUAGCUGUCACAGUGAUGUGUUAGUUGUCAGGAGGUUGGGGGUUCAAGCCCCAACACCACCAAGCUGUCACUGUUGGGCCCUCGAGGAAGGCCCUUAACCCUAUCCAUUCCAGGGGUGCCAUAUUGCUGACCCUGGAGAGAGCGCUAGUCAUUCACUCCCUCCACCCACAAUCCCUGCCGGACCUGAGACUCGAACCUACAACCUUCAGGUUCACCUUCGGGUUGCAAGUCCGACUCUCUAUCCAUUAGGGAAGCACUGCAAGACCAUUCUAAAGUCAUGAAAUAAUUAUCUGUGUCCUUCCUGAAUGACUACUAUCUUGUGACGCUUAUACCAAUCAUAAUAUAGUCUUUGAGAUGCUAGUCUUAGGCACAUAAAGAUCAAACUCCCUACACUGAUGAAUGCCCUGCAGCUUACAUAUCAGUUAACUGAUGGCUCCAUAUGCUUCCUCUUGGCAAAACUUCAGUUAAGCGUUCAACACAAUUCCCACAGGUGGUUUACUCAUCUUUGCAAAAAUUUGUUGAUGAUCCUGCUGAUCCUGUUUUUUAGUGUUAACUCCCUUGUCCUAUUUUUAUUUUAUUAUGCUGCAUGUCAGUUGUUUUCUGGAACUAGUUAAACAUGUAUAGGCAUGUAUGUGGAUAAGUGUAUAUGGAUGGAAUGACAAUAAAAAUCCACUUUACUGCA